AUGCGUGCAACUCUGGCAGUAACAGGACUCUUUCCGCUGUUUGUUCUUGCCCAACAGCCUGUCUCAUCGGAUGUAUUCGACAAGAUAACUCGGUAUACGGCGUUUUCGGCGGCAUCUUACGAUGACAACUGCGCAAAACCACCCUUUGGGUCUCAGAUUGUCAAAACGUUCAACGAUGAUGCAACGGAUACUCAGGCUACUUUGUUCCGUGAUAAUACUGCUAAGGAAGUAAUUAUUGCUUUCAGAGGAACUUCUGCGCCCAAGGACCUCGAUUCAGAUCUUGCCUUUGGUCUCGUCCCGCUAUCUGCUACCGGAACAAGCUGCUCUAACUGCAAAGUUCAUCAAGGCUUCCAGUCCGCAUUCGCCUCAAUCUCUGGGGCAGUGGCCUCAGCAAUUAAGUCAGAGGUGUCGUCUGGCUCACGGCUUAUUGUUACUGGCCAUUCUCUUGGCGGUGGCAUCGCGGCCAUAGCGACAUCCUCAUUCAUCGGACAAGAUAUUAAAGUUGCAGAGACGUAUACCUUUGGCGAGCCACGAAAUGGGGAUGCACAAUGGGCCAAGUACAUCGCUGGACAGAUCCCCGACUCAAACUACUAUCGCGUCACGCAUUUCAAUGACGGCGUGCCUCAAAUUCCACCGACCUUGCUUGGCUAUGUUCACCACGGGCCAGAAUAUUACCAGAGCAAGGACACUGGCAACACUGCCCAAACGACAUUAAAGUGCAGCUUAGACUCCAAGUCCUGUAGCGCCGGCCAAGACUUUGGGUCCAACCCUAUCAAUCGGUCCCAUCUUACUUACAGCAACACCAUCGUUGGCAGCUCACUUUUUGUGGCUGCAUGUGGUGCAGUAUUUCCCUGA
Messenger RNA from Pochonia chlamydosporia 170, 855 nucleotides. Its product is annotated as ferulic acid esterase A faeA. NCBI's taxonomy places the organism in Eukaryota, Fungi, Ascomycota, Sordariomycetes, Hypocreales, Clavicipitaceae. The record is from RefSeq and is a predicted model, not a curated record. Gene Ontology annotation, biological process: lipid metabolic process. The transcript is spliced from 4 exons. The coding region runs from base 1 to 855 and encodes 284 amino acids.